AUGAUAGUACGCAAGAACACAAAUACACUAAGUAAAUUCGAUACUUCCGGGCCGACUAUCAAGGUGACCAAUUCGACGGCUCACAUCCACAAGUCCAUCGAGGAGACGACUGACUUGCUCGUUUCGUGCUUCCACCGUCCUGCUGAGUCGACUGCAGAUACUCCUUUGGAAGAGUCCAUCAGCGCGCGGGACGAGCUUCGCCGUGCUGGUACGACCAAGUUCAUCGGCUUGUCCGAGUGCUCUGUGGCUAACCUGAGAAAAGCACAUGCUAUCGCUAAGAUUGAUGCCAUGCAAGCUGAAUACUCGGCGUUUGAGACGCUUCACGAAACGGACGGCCUCAUUGACACGGCCAGGGAGCUCGGCGUGGCAUACGUGGCCUACAGUCCCCUCGGUCAUGGCUGGCUCGUCAACGACUUCAAGUACAAGCCCCCGGACGACUUUGCCACCGAUGAUUUUUGCCGCACCUGCAAAACACCCAAGUUCCAAGGCGACAAGGUUUACAAGAACAAGGCCAUCGUCUACGAGAUCCGGAAGCUGGCACUGCGCAAGGGCUGCUCCGUGGCCCAGGUGGCGCUCGCUUGGGUAACGGCCCAGAGCAUGAUCAACAUCCCAGGAACGACGCGGGCAGGGUGUCUCGAGGAGAACUGGCGGUCGCGGGACGUCCGGCUCACCGACGCGGAGAGGGCCGAGAUGCGCCGGAUCGUGGACGACGCGAAGCCGGUUGGCAAAAGGUACGCGGAGUACCGCGAGGCCAUGGUCGGGCAUUAA
Messenger RNA from Cordyceps fumosorosea ARSEF 2679, 768 nucleotides. Its product is annotated as aldo/keto reductase. The transcript has 4 exons. The record is from RefSeq and is a predicted model, not a curated record. Gene Ontology annotation, cellular component: cytoplasm. NCBI's taxonomy places the organism in Eukaryota, Fungi, Ascomycota, Sordariomycetes, Hypocreales, Cordycipitaceae. Bases 1 to 768 code for a protein of 255 amino acids.